Molecule: messenger RNA, 4134 nt
Organism: Carassius gibelio (silver crucian carp)
Lineage: Eukaryota; Metazoa; Chordata; Actinopteri; Cypriniformes; Cyprinidae
Gene: ifnlr1
Product: interferon lambda receptor 1
Exons: 7
Coding region: 809-2305 (498 amino acids)
Molecular function (GO): protein binding
Source: RefSeq, a predicted model, not a curated record
UCAAUGGGUGAUUUCAAGCUUUGCUAGGUUUAUUAGAAGACUAAAUAACAGGUCUGUUUGCGCCAACUCUGUGUUCACUUUAGUUCAUCUUCUUUUUUGUGUAAAUAACAAAGUCAUGUGCACUGAUAGACAUCGAAAUAUGAUUAAUGCUAGACCAACAAGUGCUCAUAAAAAUCCGAGAUCAAAAUGAUCGGAGCCAAGUAAUGUGUGCUUUCUGUGGAAAUGAAGGUUCAGCGUUUGUUUGCUUUAGGCUCUCUGUUCCACGUGAUGACGUGUUGUAAAAUAAUUAUGUACAGGUAAUAUAGUGCAGCAGAUGCCAUCUGAAUCCACUCACGUCCCGUCCGAAGGCGUGCUUCAGUUCUCCCACACCUUUCUGAGAGCUUCUUCACUUCCAGUUUCAGUUUUUCAACAGAUAAAACCUGAAAUCUGAGAUGUGUGUGUGUGUGUGUGUGUGUGUGUGUGUGUGUGUGUGUGUGGUGAGGAUCCUCUAUAGACGGCACUAAUGGGUGGAGGCCAACCGCAGAAAACAGGAAGGUGCUGAAAAGACGCUCAAGUUCACCAGCACACCUGAGAAACACUAGAUCUUCCUCCAGACCGACUGCAGAUGGACACAACCGGGGACAGACUCUGUCACUGCACAAGUUACAGCAAUAGAAGAAUGUCCCAACGCACGCCAAUGGGAUUUUUCUCAUUCGUGGAUAUGAGAUUUCUAGAAAGUGACUUGUGUGAAUAAUGAGAGGACUGUGUCUCUGAUCACCGGAUCUUUAUUUGGAGCUUCUCAGUUGGAGAUAUUGUUACUCUUCUGAAUAUGUGGCCUCUGAGAGUUACAAUGUUUGUGCUCUACUUUGCAGGUGGCUGGACUCAGAGUUGUAAUCGGACGAAGGCUUAUUUUGAGUCCAGGAAUUUCUUCAGCGUUCUCCGUUGGGACCCUGUUGACGUUCCGGGUCGAUCGCUUCUCUACAGCGUCCAGUUCAACCUUUAUGGGAAACCGUAUGAACCGGUGACGUGGUGUCAGAACAUCUCCACUCCUGCUUGUGACAUGACGGAUGUGAUGACCCAUGUGAUGAGCGAUGUGACCUCUAAAUAUCAUGCCAAGGUCAGCUCCAGUGGACAGUGUCUGGGUGAGGUGGUCUUCACGCCGUUUUGGCAAACCUCUUUAGCAGCACCGCAGCUGUCAGUGACGUCAAACCAAACCCAUCUGAACGUGACGGUUCUGCCGCAGAUGACCGCUUGGAGCCGCUCCAUUGAGAACAUCAGCUUUUGGGGAAAAGGGUUCCAGAGGCCCUCCGUUAAGUACACCGUUCGCUUGACACAUCCCGAAUCAUUGGCGGGAAAGGUAUAUGAGGACACGUCUCGCUCAGUGUUGAUUUGGCUGGUGGAAACAGACGAGCAGUACUGUGGGGAUGUGAUGUAUACGCUCACACACCCCGGUCGAUCCAGUCCCAGUGAAAACACCUUCUUUUGUGUGACUGUCUCGGCACCUAAUUCCUGGUUUCAUAUAUUAAUAUGGCCUGGUCUGCUGGCUCUGCUGCUGCUGAUCAUCCUUCCCAUCAUGCUUUGCCAACUGUGGCUGAAAAGCCAAAAAGCUGAAAAGCCGAAAGCGCUGCAGAUCCUGCCAAAGGAAAGCAGUCAUGUGUUGUGUUUAGAUCCCCGCGAUUGCAUAUCUAAAGUGGAAGUGUGGUCCGGAUUUGAUGAGAAGCUUGAACCACAGGCUGUUUUUGCACCAUGGAAAUCAAAGAUGUUGGAUAAUGAGGCUUCUUAUGCAUCCCAGGAGCACUGUGACCACGAGUGGACACGCAAUCAACCGGACAUCCCGGUCCAGGACAGCCGAGAGUCUUCUGUGCACUACAGCAUGUGUUUUCCUGCCCGAAAUAAUGAAGAUGCAACGGAUGAAACCAGCUCGGAUUCAUGCGGUCCACAGUCUGUUUCGACAUUGUUAAUCGCGCACACUGAAAACAGCAGCGGGACACUGGUGGUGCCAGUUAGAUCUGCUAAAAAUGGUGCGCUCCAGUUUCAUGAGUGUUUGUUGCAGCGUGACACUGGUCAAAGUUUUCCAGCACCUUCCCAGGAUUCAGAAGGUUUCACUGGAGACCGAACUCCUUUACUAUCUGACCGUGGUCAGAACAACUCAUCCUUCAGGCCUGUGCACGUUCCUGACGUCGUGACGUCAAACUAUCGGCAGAACUGGCUCCCGGGGAUUCCUCUGGAGGGACAGCGAGACCAAAGGACUUAUAUUAGGAGGACAGACCACCUGCAGGACACUGCUGAACCGGAUGAGGACUUCACAGAUGAAGAGGAACCCUGAGUUGGUUCUGGACAGAUGCAUGGUGGAGAUACAGGUCUUUUCCUCCCAAUGCUCAUCUAAGCACAUUCAUGCAAGUCAAAGAGAUGUUUGAAGAUCUUCUGUUGGGUUUCUCCAGCUCGUUACAUAAGAAGUGGUGCAAGCUUGAGAGUAUUUACAAACCUUCAGGUGUACAGUUUCACUAUAGUUUCACACUUUCUCAGGUUUACAGAAAAUUCCCCUGUUGAAAUGUUUGAUUUUGUUUAUUUCUUCUGAAAUACAAACAUAAAUAGUUAUGAAAGCCAACAGAUUUAAAGCCACAGAUGAAUGUUUACCGAGCAAUCCAUUAUAUUAGAUUUGGAGCCAAAUUACAGGUGGGGAAAAUGAUUUUAGACAGAUGGCAGCAUCAUGAUGUUAUUUUUACACAGAUAUUGGUAGGUCUGUUAGUAAAAUCAGUUGACUUUAGCAACUGUUGUUGCAUUAUAUCCCAAUGGGGACCAUUCGGAAAUGGUGGAAAAACACGUUUUGUGCUUUUUUUCCAAAGUUUGCAUGCCUGUAACUCAAGAAGUAUUAAAGAUAUCUUAAUAUCCUCUUAGAUGUUGGUUCUUAAGAAAGGUUUCUUUUGUAAUCUUCAUUUUUAAGACUCUUGAUAGUUCAAUUCCAGAGAUAUGUGGACCUCAAUUUGGCUCCAUGAGUAAAUUGUUAAACUUUUGUUAAAUUUUCAUUGGUCAAAAUCCAAAUGCAAAUACAAAAUAGAGGAUUACUUAGUAAAUAUUCAUCCAUGGCAAUAUUUUUGCUUUAUUUCACAUUAAUGUAUUUCUUUCAACAGGAAAAAAAAAAAAUAAUUUUAGCAUUUGAGUUGACAUGACCCUAAAGGAAUGUUUUCAUAUUGGCUCUUUGACUGAAAUAUCUGCCAUUCUGUAUGUCUAUGUUUUAACUUAUUUGAAUAUUAAAUCCAUGUAUAAUGCAUGAUUUAUAAUACACAAUGCAUGAGUCCACUUUAGCAUUUUCAAUAUAAUUUUCUGAUUUGACGGUGUGUUUUGCGCUAAUCUGAAUUAUGUGAAAGUCAGCAUGAAAUGGCAUUUAACACCAGUUUAUUUUCUGAUGCAUUUCUCAGAGGAAAAGGCUGUUCUGACCGUUUCUUUAUCUAUUUAUAAUUUGAUUGAUGACUUAAUUGGGGGGGCGUAUAUCUGAAAUAACGAUCUGAAAUAAAAAAAUAAUAAUAGGCAUGUAAUUUUUACUGUUUUCUCAAUUGAAAAUCCCAGUAUUGCAUUGUUUAUGGUUUAAAUAAACAGAAGGUUUAGGAUCUGAAAUCAGAUUGGAUUCAUUCAUUCAUUGGAUUGAUUGAUUGAUUGAUUCUGACUGUUGAAAAUGAUUGCAUGUAAACAUAAUGAGAAAAAAUAUAAUGCUACAUUACAUUUUUAUUCAUAUAAAUUUUGGAAAUGUGUUGUUUUUGUUUGUUCGUUUGAAAAGCAUGCAGCAAUGAAUAACUCAUAGUAAGGCAAGGGAAGUGCAUAAGAAAUUAAACUAUAGGUUCAAUUUGAUUUCAUGCUGACUUUUUAAAUACAUUUUUACUGUAACACUGAAGCACUUGACUUUAUUUCACUGUGACAGACCUGUGAGGCGUCUCUGUAAAAGCACCUCUUAAACAUAAUGCUGGAAAUGACCACAGUCGUGAAUUAUAUAUUUGCACACCAGAAAGUCCCUCGUGUUCCUUGGAAUCAGUCUGAAAGGCUUUAUGGGAAUUUUACAGUCUCCAGUUAUGAUGAAGUGUGUGUUCUGUGCUGCGAAAUAACUCAGAAACACUGUUUGUCAGCUCUGUGUUAUUGAGGAAAUAAACAUAGAAAUUGCAA